Molecule: messenger RNA, 8556 nt
Organism: Alligator mississippiensis (American alligator)
Lineage: Eukaryota; Metazoa; Chordata; Crocodylia; Alligatoridae
Product: E3 ubiquitin-protein ligase TRIM15
Exons: 7
Coding region: 530-1714 (394 amino acids)
Molecular function (GO): protein binding; zinc ion binding
Source: RefSeq, a predicted model, not a curated record
UUCACCGAGGCGCCCUCGGGGGUUACAAGAAACAAUGGCCACAAGCUAGCAGAGAGCAGAUUUAGAUUGGACAUUAGGAAGAACUUCUUCACAGUUCGAGUGGCCAAGGUCUGGAACGGGCUCCCAAGGGAGGUGGUGCUCUCCCCUACCCUGGGGGUCUUCAAGAGGAGGUUAGAUGAGUAUCUAGCUGGGGUCAUCUAGACCCAGCACUCUUUCCUGCUUAUGCAGGGGGUCAGACUCGAUGAUCUAUUGAGGUCCCUUCCGACCCUAACAUCUAUGAAUCUAUGAAUCUAUAAGACCAGGGCAGGGCAUCCAAGAGGAAAUCAAAUGUCCCAUCUGCUGGCAGUAUCUGACAGACCCAGUGACACUAGAGUGUGGGCACAACUUCUGCCAAGCUUGUGUCAGUGACUACUGUGAGAAAUGGGAAGAACACGGACCUUUGAAGUGUCCUGUCUGCAGGGCCAAGAUCCAGAAAGGGAAUCAUAUUCCAAACUGGCAGCUGGCAAAUGUAGUAGAAGGCAUUAAAAAAAUGGAGUUUCCUGGAGUUGAAGAUGUGUGUGAGAGACACAAGAAGGAGCUGAGCCUGUUCUGUGAGGAGGACGGGGUGGUCGUGUGUGUGGUUUGCUGGAAAUCCCCAGAGCACAAGUCUCACUCAAUGCUGCUCAUGGAUGAGGCUGCUCAGAAAUACAAGGAGCAAAUUCAGGAUGAACUGGAGAUUUUGAGGGAAGAGAGAAAAAGGCUUGAAGCCCUGAGAGUGAGUGAGAGUCAGAAACACCAAGAAUAUCAGGCAAAGACAAAGGCUGAGAGGCAGAAGGUUGUGUCUGAAUCUCAGCGACUGCACCAGUUCAUCGAGGAACAGGAGCGACUUCUCCUGGCUCAGCUGGCAGAGCUGGAGAGGGAGAUUGAGAAGAGUCAUGAGGAAACUGUCACCAAAGUCUCUGAAGAGGUUUCUCAUCUUGACAACCUGAUCAGAGAGAUGGAGUGCCAGUGCCAGAAGCCACCAAGGGACCUCCUGCAGGGCAUUAGAAGCACAUUGAGCAGGUGCAAGAAGGGGAAGUUCCAGCUGCUGAGGGGGAUUUUCCCUGAGCUGCAAACAAGACUCAAGAGCUGCUCUGAACUAAACCUAAGGGAGAAAGUUAGCAUGUUUCAAGGCAAUCUUCAAUCUUAUCUGGAGGAGGGCUCGUACUCCAAGGUGAAGGUGACUCUGGAUCCAGACACUGCAAAUCCCCAGCUCCUCCUUUCUGCAGAUAGGAGAAGUGUCAGAUUGGCAGACGCACCGCAGCAGCUGCCUGACAAUCCUGAGAGAUUUGAUUCUGAGCUGUGUGUGCUGGGCCAUGAGGGAUUCAUCUCGGGGAGACACUGCUGGGAGGUGGAGGUGCAGCAAGGGAUAUUCUGGGCCAUGGGGGUUGCCAAAGAGUCUGUGAGAAGAAAGGGAAAGAUCCACCUUAGGCCUGAGGACGGGAUCUGGGCUGUGCAGCGUAGGUUUCAUCAGUUCCAGGCUCUCACUGCACCUACUCCCAUCCCCUUGUCUGAGCAUCAGGUGCCCAACAGGGUCUGGGUAUGUCUGGACUGUGCAGGGGAGAAUGUGUCAUUUUUUGAUGGAGAUACCAAGGCCCUGAUCUUCACCUUCCUGCUAGCCUCAUUUGCUGGAGACAGAAUCCGGCCCUGGCUCUGGCUUAAGGGCACUGGAGCCGAGCUUAGACUGUGUCACUGAAAUGAGGGUGGGCAGGGGAGAUGUCCCACAGGGAAUGAUUGAAGUAUCUACUCCAGCUUCCUACUCUCUGUGAUCCCGGGGGGGAGAGGGGAGGGGGGGACAGGUACCCUCUCCCAGCCCCCAUGUCUGCACAUCUGUCACUCUUGGAGCUGUAGUAGAUAAAUGGGCACAGUCUGGUUACACAAUCCUAUUGCAGCAGGUAUCACCAGGCUGGUUUGCCCCUGUGUGCUAUGGCUGUAGAGGACUCCAGCAGGACUGGCCACACAGUCUCCCCUUUAGGAAGCCCCUUGGUGGGGAGUCUGUGCCCUGCUUCCAGUCUAGAGCAGCCCAUGGGAUCUCUGUAAAGCCCUGCAAAGUGCCCCUUAGCAUCCUCUGGUCAGGGAGGCCCGUGCUAUACGACACGUGUGUAGGGCUGUGCGGGGCUAGAGCCAGAGCACUGACAGAGGCUACCCAUGAGGAAGUGCUUCUGACCACAGUUAAAUUUGGGUUGGUUUCAGUCUGCAUCCAAGGCCUCUGGGCAAGGGUUUUUAGAGGCUGUAGUGCCCCAGUUUCCAUUAGGGAUAGGUGCCUGCUUCCCUCAACUUCCUCUGUCAACAACAGCUCCACUGCACUGGACACGUGGACUGUUGACAGAAGCAGAAAUUUGAACAAACACCUUCACUUUAAAAAAAAAAAUGCCUUUGACCCCUUGAUCUUAAAUCUCCUUUUUCUCUCCCUGCAUCUCACCUGGCCUGGUUCUGUCCCAUGUCCUGGAUGAUGUGGGCAGGAUGUCCCCUGUGGGAUGGACACCUCUUCUUUUCUUUGCAGCAUCUUCCCACCUAAAAGGAACUUGAGUUAAAAACCGGGGGCACAUUCUUAUUUACAUGAGAGCCCCUUUGCUCCCCACCAGCAGCAGUUUGGGAGUUGAUUGGGGUGGGAGCUCCAUUAGCCUUCACUUUAUAGACCUUUUACAAACCUGGAGAAAUAUCUUAGGAGUAUAAAUCCCAUGAAAAGGCAGUGGGCUCCAAAAUCAGGUACGUGUUUCUGAAAAUCUCAACUUGGAUGGACAGGGGUGUCAUAUCUCUUUUUAUUCAUAGUCACAGACUCAGGCUGAACCAUUUCAUGUUGCCAUGAGGCACUUAAAAGGUAUGUCUACAUGAGAUGCUUAAUUGCACAUUUGAAUAAUGUGCAGAAAAGAGUCACUGUUUAUAAGUGUACAGCAAUUACUGUAUAUUAGAUUAGUAGCACUGUUUGCUACUACCAAUAGAUACAGGUACUGGAAAUGGUACUGUAUGUGUAGAUGCUGACCUGGAGCAUAUUGUUCCUGGUCAGCCCAGGCAGAAGGGGGCCACAACUGCUGCCUGCUCUAAUCUGUGUGGCACUGGCAGGGAGCUGCCCCCAGAGCCAGGACAGCUCCCCUGACCUCUGGAGCCCAAACCUAACCACCAGUGCCCCCUGCCAGCUUGGGGUAAAGCAGGGCAGGAGCUCCUGUUGGGCUCAGUUUGCUCCAGAAACAGGCACACAUGCUGGGAGCACUCCUGGGAGCACUUUAAUGUGCCUGAAUUUUCUGUGCAGCAAAUUCAGGUAUAUUAACUGCACGUGUAGACCUGUUUUUAUUUUUAUUAAUCUCAUCGCACUUCUCAACCUCACAGCCUUGCUUCUGCAAACUAAGCGCUCCAGGGAGACCUUAGUGUUAAUGUAAAGUCUCAUGGACCAACCAUAGCAAUGCAGGUUCUAAGUGCAGGAACACAGUCCCCUUCAUAACCCUGUUACCAAAGCUUCCAAAGCUGUGGCUUUGUCUGUGUUGGACUUACCUGUGGUCUCGCGACAGCUCAGCAAGGCACACUCCAUUAUGGGCAGCCCUCUGCAUUCUCCUGGACUAGCUCUCGAGUUUCCUAGUUUUGAUAUAGAAGAGGUGCUGAUCUCUUUCAAGACACUGUGGAAGCUCCCUGCCUGUCAGUGGAACAGGGAGGCAGACAGAGCACAUAGCUAAGGCUUUUAGAAAUGGGGGAGGCACCAAAUUGUGAACCACAGGGGUGGAGAUGCUUGUUGGGUCACUUCUGUUCACCUUCAUGAAGUGAGCAGGAAUGGUAACAAAUUCCAAAUAAACCUAGAGAUUGGGCUGCAAGGAGCCAGAGACAUGGGGCAAGGGUGGGCAAACCUCCUGCUUUCUGGGGCCAUUCCCUUUCCCCUUGUGCCUGGCAAGCUGCUGUCAGAAAUGGUGUUUUUGCCAACUCACAACAGGGUCUUUAUGUUAACAGGAGCAGGGUUUGUUAUCUGAUUUAGCCAUGCCCAGGACUGCCUUUUUCUUCUGUGUAUGCAUAGGAGGGGGCCCUCCCCCCUGUUACUCGGAGGAAGUAAGGAUGGGGUUGUGGAUGUGGAACAUGAGGAUGUGGAAUGGCUGUAGGUAACAUAUGCCUCCAACCUUUUGUUCAGAAAUAAAGUAUUUCCUUGCCCAAUCUGAAUCUUUAUUCCUGAAAACUGCCAGAAAUAUCCAUGUCUUUCCGCCUUGAGCUGUCUUUCCAUUCUUCCAGUCCCUUUGACUAAGGAGCUGGGCUCAACUGGCCAUGUGUGACAUAAUUGGAUAAAUCCUAUUUCACCUUCAUGCACCUGUGGAAUUGCCCAACUGCAACAUUGACACUGACACAGGCUGGGCUCUAUUUCCAUCUGGGGCAAACUAAGAUGACACAUAUCUAUUGAGAGCAAAGUGAAGGAUGAGAAAUAUUGUUCAAACUUGAGCCCAGUGCCUAGUAGUUAAGGGCACUUGUUGAAAGAAUGAAAAAUCCAGUUUCAAGGCUCCCCCAGCAAGAAGGGGCUUCAGUUUCUGCACCUCCUGUUUUACACCAAAUUGCUGUAAUGACACGGCCCUGGGUUAGGCAUCACCCAGUGCCUCCUAAAACCCUUCUCUUGUAGCUGGGCCACUUAACAGCCCAGAAGGAAGCAUUUGUGAAGCCAGGAGGAGGAGAAACAAGCAGGGACCUACUUCCCUUGACUGUUCUGCACCUUGCGUUUAAUAUUCACUGGAUGAGCAGCUGUGAGACGAUUCCGCACCACUGGAGGAGAGGGCCAGACCUGAGCACCACUUCCCUGCAGCUGGGUAUUUCCUCCUCUUAGCCACUCUGCCUGCGUUCCUCUCUUCCUUCUGGCUGCAGACACCUUUGUACAAGAGCACAGAGGUUACAGCACUUGCUCAGGGAGUGAGAGACCUUGUUCCUAGGUUCCCCUCUUCUUGAAGGGCUUCACCCUUAAAUUUACCUCUGCCCAAAGAGUUCUCUAUCCAGCAGGUAUAGAAGACUCUGGGUGAGCCUCCUCCCCCCUUUUCUUCCCGUUGAAGCUGGGGCACUGAGGAACCAAAGGUGUGGUAUUCACAAAGCCAGAAGGAGAGCAGGCAAGAAGGCAUGGGACUCUAUAGCUUCUUGGGCAGGGCACUUGACUGGAAAGGGAGAGUCACAGGUUGCACUCCCUGAUCCGAGGAUGGUUUAUGCCUUUUGCAUUAAACAAGCAUGGAUUUAAAAAACACUAUCAAUCAUUGUAGCAGGGGACAGAAACCACAGACUCUUUCCUCCCCAUUAUCCAUGUGAAGAAGUAGAUGCCUCAUGAAGGUAUAGUUAGAAAAUUUGGUGCCUGGGGAGAAAAUGCCAGAGAGCAGACAAGGAGUGCAGACAGACUUUGACAGCUGCUGCAAAAACAGGCUGCAGGAAAGGAAGUCUUACUGCAGACUCCAGCAAGCAGCUGCAGUGAAUGCUGCUGCUGCAGGUGCUGGGAGGUCUCCCUGGGUCCUGCCAUCAGAGUUGCCAACUAUCCAUAAAAAAAGCUAAACACACUUGUCUGUAAUGUCUGCACUGAUAAACAAGCUGUCCCUCAAAAACUAAGGAAUCAUGAGCUUGAUUAAAGAUCCACUGUUGGAAUGAGGCUGUUGAUGGGCAGAGCAGAGGAGAGCAAAGCAUCACUACCUUGUGCCUGAGCAGAUAGCUCAGUGGCCUGCAGGGAGCUCUCCCACAGGACUUUGUGCCCCUUGGGAGCCUCUCUAGCCCAGUACCCCACCCAGCCACAUGUUGCCACUGUAUCCCUUUGGCGGCUGCCUGCCUUUUAAUAGUGACUCACUUCAAAGUUCAGCAGGGUCUCAACGCCCUGGGCAGUCUAAGGCAUCGGGUGGGAUAGGGAGAGGGUUGGUGCAGCCAGCACAGAGCAGCAAGGUUGGAAGUGGAAGAAGUGGUAGGUACAUGGUCCAUGCCUGCAUGGAGGGUUUGUUUAUAGGCCUGGGCUUUGCUGUUUUAUGGGCACUUUUGGCUGAUGUAAGUGCUAGAAGCCUCAGAAGGCAACCCUGAGGACAGGGUGGGGCUCCUCCUACUGCCUGUCAGACAAGGAGGUGGUUUAUGGCUGUGCUGUUCCUAAAACCUGUUUCUUUUCUUCCUGAUCAACACAAUCAUAGAGCAGUUCUGUGUGCCCUUUGCUCUUUGUCCUGUAGCUCAGACAGCCUACAGGUUAGGACACUUGUCAAGGCAUUACACUCAAUUUUAACUCUGGUUAAGUGACACCAAUUCCACUCGUAACUUGAAAGCUUUAUUAGGAUAUGCAAUAGUAGGCCUGUGCAAGUAGGCAGCUUUUCGAUCCGGCUUCAGAUCCAGCCGCUUCGGAUGUCAGCCAUCCAGUCUGGAGCUCCAGAUCGGUUUGCUGCUUCAAUCCGGCCGAAGCGGCUCCGAAGCUUUGGAGCUGCCUUGGAGAUCCAGCCAUAGGGUAUAAUGGGGGAUCAAUUAAAUAUCUAUAACUUUGUUGUUUUAUCUCCAAUUUGGAUUAAACUUGCAGGGGUGGUAGCCUCUGCUAAGAGCAUGAAGCCUGCCAAGUUUCAAGAAGAUAGGUGCAGGGGCUUGGGGGGAACUGCACCCCAAAUUCUUGAAAGCAAAACUCCUGUCAUGUCUAUGUGUUACACCAUAGGGGGGUGAAAACUGCAGGGGUGGUGGCCUCUGCUCAGGCCACAAAUCAUUCCAAGUUUCAAGAAGAUGGGUGCAGGGGUUUGGGGGGAACUGCCCCUCAAGCUGCUGACAGGCAAAACUCGUGAUGUGGGUGGGUGCUUGUGGGACUCUGUCUGUUAUGGGGCACAGGAGGGUGAAAUCUAGUGCAGACCUGGGUGCUGGGCUCUGCCAGGCCACAAAGCCUGCCAGCUGUGUGUGUUACACUGGGGAAGUCUGUCGUCUGGAGCCCUGCACCCCAAGCUGCUGACAGGCAAAACUCGUGAUGUGGGUGGGUGACGCUGUGUGUGUGUUAAGGUGCACCCUUCCUGGCGCUGGGGCCUCUGCACAACACGGCAGUGUGCCCCAGUGAGGUCUUCUCCUUCCCUACGGCCUCAUGCCUAGUCUUCCACUUCACGUGACAACAGGUAAAAUAACUUAGCUGGCUCAACACCAGUAUCAUCGGCAGCAGCAUCAAAGGUACCCACACAGAAUAGUCACAGAGCCUUUCUUUUUAUAAAGCAAUUGACAGCAAGAAGUAAAGAUGUUGUGUUGUGUUGUGUUGUGUUGUGUUGUGUUGGACAUAUGAUGUUACUCAUGGUGUGUGAUGGCUUAUCUUGUGUUUUUAUGUCUAUAAGUUUAUUAGGAAAAAAAAGAAGUACUUAAAAAAAUAUAUCUUAGGAACCUUUAGGGUUGAAAACCCCUUUGUCAGGCUGAGGAAGUACCUACAGUUGGUCCUGGAUGGAAGGAAUAGUAAAGGAGGCAGAGGCUGCCCUGCCCCGUAAUUCAGGCAAGAAAGCCAGUCAGUGAAAAUGGAAAUGAAGGCAUCAGGGGUGAGGGACAGGCUGGGGUGGGGGUAGAGGGGAAAGGAGGAUGUAGCAGUGCAGGUAAAAGUGCAGAGGUGCCUGGGGUGUCUGCCUGUUUCUCCCGCAGCAUCUUGCCCCCCUUGCUGCUGCAGUGGAAGUAGCCCUCCACCUUCCUGCAUUUUGAAACCAGCUGGCUUGUAGCAGUAGAGGUGGCAGUGCCGUCACUGGCAGCCCUGUCCUCCUCCAAGGCAUCCCUCUCUAUUAGGUGCAGCCUGUGUCCCACACAGCAGAUGCCAACAAAGUUGGCAUCACAGACAGCCUUCACCAUAUUGGCCCCAUUGUUGGUGACCAUGAACCCGCGGGUGAGCUUGGCUUUCCCAAUGAGCCACCCCUGCAGUUCCUGGCCCCCAUGAUCUCCCUUGCCAUGUGAGAGUGAUCCAGCACCUCGGCUUGCAGUAGACCCCCACCAACAGCCUGACUGAUCGCACUAGUGCCCCGUGAGGGAGAGGUAGGCAUGAUCACCACCCCGGCUGCUCCAGAUGUUGGAGGUGAAGUGCAAGACUACCUGUGGCCCUGCCUUGUGCAGCUCCUCCCUCAAGUACUCCCUGCAUGCCUCAUACAGAGAGGGCACCACCGCCCUGCUAAAGGUGGUGAGUGCAGGCACUUUGUAAAAUGGGGCCAGAAGUGCUAUGAAUCGCCUGAACCCUGGCCACUCAACUAGGGAGAAGGGCUGGCUAUCCAAACCGCUCUGAACCGAUUCAGACAGCUUAACUGAGCCUACACUUUGAUCUGGGCAUGCCUCGUCAGGCGCGGAAGCGUCCUAAGCAGCACUGGAUACGAAGCACGAUCUGAAGACUCACACAUCCUUAAUGCUCAAGUGAAACAGAAGCUGUGGCAGUCACUUGGGCCUGUGAACAGCUCAGCUAUUACUUCCUUGGCCUUUCUUGGAAGACUGUGGAGUGCUCAGAUCCCUGGUCCUUCAGACCUACUAAAGAGGAGCAGAGGUCCGUUUUAGGACAGGUCUGGGAAGGGGACUGAUUACAACACACAAGAUGGGUUGCAUGUGUCUGUCUCAUGUACAUCACAUUAAUAAAAGUGUACCACCCCA